Camelus dromedarius (Arabian camel) is the source of this 12370-nucleotide messenger RNA. RefSeq names its product myosin phosphatase Rho interacting protein (gene MPRIP). Bases 251 to 7399 code for a protein of 2382 amino acids. Gene Ontology annotation, cellular component: actin cytoskeleton. NCBI's taxonomy places the organism in Eukaryota, Metazoa, Chordata, Mammalia, Artiodactyla, Camelidae. The record is from RefSeq and is a predicted model, not a curated record. The transcript is spliced from 25 exons. Gene Ontology annotation, molecular function: actin filament binding.
CCGGCGCUCUACUCCCCUUCGCUGCGGCCGAGGGCGGCGCGGGGACCGAGCGCGGGGACCGGUGAGGGGAGCGGCGCCGCACAGGCGGCGGGAGCGGGCGCGCAAGGCCGCGUCCAUGGGCCCGGGGCCGGCGGGCGGCGGCGCGGGCGGGCGGCGGGGACCGCGCGCUCUGUGAGGCGCCGGCCUGCGUGCGCGGCUGGAGGCGGCGGCCGGGGAUGCGGCGGCGCCCGACCUGAGCCCGCGCCCGGCCAUGUCGGCGGCCAAGGAGAACCCGUGCAGGAAAUUCCAGGCCAACAUCUUCAACAAGAGCAAGUGUCAGAACUGCUUCAAGCCCCGCGAGUCGCAUCUGCUCAACGACGAGGACCUGACGCAGGCGAAACCCAUCUAUGGCGGUUGGCUGCUCCUGGCUCCUGAUGGGACCGACUUCGACAACCCAGUGCAUCGAUCCCGGAAAUGGCAGCGCCGGUUCUUCAUCCUCUACGAGCAUGGCCUCCUGCGCUACGCGCUGGAUGAGAUGCCCACGACCCUCCCUCAGGGCACCAUCAACAUGAACCAGUGCACGGACGUGGUGGACGGGGAGGGCCGAACAGGCCAGAAGUUCUCCCUGUGCAUUCUGACCCCCGAGAAGGAGCAUUUCAUCCGAGCGGAGACCAAGGAGAUCAUCAGCGGGUGGUUGGAGAUGCUCACGGUCUAUCCCAGGACCAACAAGCAAAACCAGAAGAAGAAGCGGAAGGUGGAGCCUCCUACCCCACAGGAGCCAGGGCCAGCCAAGAUGGCUGUCACCAGCAGCAGCAGCAGCAUCCCCAGUGCUGAGAAAGUCCCCACCACCAAGUCUACACUCUGGCAGGAAGAAAUGAGGGCCAAGGACCAGACAGAUGGGAGCGGCCUGAGUCCAGCUGAGAGUCCUAGCCAGAGCCAGCCCCCUGCUGCCAACACCCUGAGGGAGCCUGGGCUGGAGAGUAGAGACGAGGAGAGCGCCCCAAGCGGUGACCGCAUGGACUGUGGCCGCAAAGUCCGGGUGGAGAGUGGCUACUUCUCCCUGGAGAAGACCAAGCAGGACGUGAAGGCCGAGGAGCAGCAGCUGCCCCCGCCGCUCUCCCCUCCCAGCCCCAGCACCCCCAACAGCAGGUACAGUGGCCCUGGCCCCCCCUCCCAGGAGCUUGGUCAUCCCCUUACUUCCCCAGGUCCUCGGCCCCCUGGCCGGAGGGUCUGCAGCAGCUCCUUCAGCUCCCUGGAUGCGGUCAGCCAGCUUCCAGCCCGCGUGGACUCCGGCAGCGCUGGGGGGCGGGGAGCGGAGAGACUGGGGCCCGCCUCUGCCUUUAAAGCCAGCAGGCAGUAUGCCACCCUGGCCGACGUCCCCAAGGCCGUCAGGAUCAGCCACCGAGAAGCCUUCCAGGUGGAGAGGAGGCGGCUGGAGCGCGGGGCUCGGGCCCGGAGCCCUGGCAGGGAAGAGGUGGCCCGUCUGUUUGGCCACGAGCGGAGGAGGUCCCAGGUCAUUGAGAAGUUUGAGGCCCUGGACAUCGAGAAGGCAGAGCACAUGGAGACCAACUCGUCGGCUGGAUCCUCACCAUCCAGCGACACACGCCAGGGCCGCAGCGAGAAGAGGGUGCCCCCCAGGAAGCGGGACCUCCCCAGCGAUGCUCCUCUCCCGGAAGCCUCGGCCUCCCCACUGUCUCCACACCGAAGAGCCAAGUCCCUGGAUAGGAGGUCCACGGAGUCCUCCCUGACGCCCGACCUGCUGAAUUUCAAGAAAGGCUGGCUGACCAAACAGUAUGAGGAUGGCCAGUGGAAGAAACACUGGUUUGUGCUUGCUGAUCACAGCCUGAGACACUACAGGGAUUCUGUAGCUGAGGAGGCGGCUGACCUGGAUGGGGAGAUCGACUUGUCCACGUGUUACGACGUCACUGAGUAUCCAGUGCAGAGGAACUACGGCUUUCAGAUCCAUACAAAGGAGGGCACCUUCACCCUCUCUGCUAUGACAUCUGGAAUCCGGCGGAACUGGAUCCAGACCAUCAUGAAGCAUGUCCACCCGACCUCCGCCCCGGAUGUGACCAGCUCAUUGCCACAGGAGAAGCACCGGAGCAGCCCCCCUGUGGAGACCCACCCGAGGCCACGGGAGGAACAGGAGGGCGAGCUCACAGAGCCAGACCCCGAGCAGAAGAGGAGCCGGGCUCGGGAGCGGAGGCGGGAAGGGCGCUCCAAGACCUUCGACUGGGCCGAGUUCCGCCCCAUCCAGCAGGCCCUGGCCCAGGAGAGGGCUGGCGCCUUGGGGCCCGCCGACCCCCGCCCCGAGGCAGAGCCGGGUGAGCUGGAGCGGGAGCGUGCACGGCGGCGAGAGGAACGCAGGAAGCGCUUUGGGGCCCUUGACACGGCCGAUGGGCCAGGCACCGACGAAGCAGCCUUGCGCAUGGAGGUCGAUCGGGGCCCAGGGCCGCCCGCGACCACUGACCUCAGGACACAGAAUGUGCACGUGGAGAUUGAGCAGCGGUGGCAUCAGGUGGAGACCACCCCUCUCCGGGAAGAAAAGCAGGUGCCCAUUGCCCCCCUGCACCUGUCCUCCGAGGACGGCAGUGACCGGCUCUCCACUCACGAUCUAACUUCCCUGCUGGAGAAGGAGUUGGAGCAGAGCCAGAAGGAGGCCUCGGACCUCCUGGAGCAGAACCGGCUGCUGCAGGACCAGCUGAGGGUGGCUCUGGGCCGGGAGCAGAGCGCCCGGGAGGGCUACGUGCUGCAGACUGAAGUGGCCACCUCCCCGUCCGGCGCCUGGCAGAGGCUCCACAGAGUCAACCAGGAUCUCCACAGCGAGCUGGAGGCCCAGUGCCAGCGCCAGGAGCUGAUCACGCAGCAGAUCCAGGCCCUGAAGUGCAGCUAUGGGGAGGCCAAGGACGCGGUCCGGCACCACGAGGCCGAGAUCCGGAACCUCCAGGCGAGGCUUAGCAACACUGCGGCCGAGCUCACUGUCAAGGAGCAGGCGCUGGCCAAGCUCAAGGGCGAGCUGAAGCUGGAGAAGGACAGGGUGCGUGAGCAGCUGGAGGAGCGGCAGCACAGUGAGGCCGCGCUCGGCGCCCAGCUGCAGGCCAGCGAGCGGAAGCUGCAGCGUGCGGAGGCCCUGCUGCUGGAGAGGACACAGGAGCUGCGGGACCUGGAGAGGCAGCGGGCGCUGCAGCGGGACCGGCAGAAGGAGGUGCAGAGGCUGCAGGAGCGCAUUGCCGACCUCAGCCAGCAGCUCGGCACCAGCGAGCAGGCCCAGAGGCUGAUGGAGGAGCAGCUGCAGCGGAACUAUGAGCUGCUGCUGGGGAGCUGUGCCGAGGAGAAGCGGGGGCUACUGCGAAGCCUGAAGGAGGCGGAGGACAGGGCCAGCGCCCUCGAGGACCGGCUCCAGGGCCACGAGCAGCAGCUGGAGGUCCUCCACCAGGAGAAGCUGAGCGCCAAGGCUGAGGGCAGUGAGGCGGUGCAGCGGCUGGAGGAGCAGCUGGAGGAGAAGGAGGCCAGCCUGCAGGAACUGGCCGCACGUGUCCAGGGCCUCCGGGACGAGCGGGACCUGGUCCGGCAGCGCUUCCAAGAGCUGAUGGACCGUGUCACCCUGUCUGACGGGGACGUGGCUGCGCUUCGGGAGAGGCUGCGGGGGAGGGAGGCCGACUACCAGCGCUUGGAGCUGUCCUACAGGCGGGCGGCCGGCCAGCUGCAGGGCCUGCACGCUCGGCUGCAGGAGAAGGAGGAGGAGCUGAGGCACAUAAAGGCCGCGCACGAGAAGGGGCUGCAGGAGAAGGAGGAGAGCCUGCAGGAGGCCUUGGGGAGCAGCUCAGAGGGAACGGAGAUGAAGCUCCAGGGAAGGGAAGAGGUUUUCAGGAAAUCGGCAAAGGCAUCUCCAGAGGCGGCGGGUGAGCCGCGGAGUGCCGUCGGGGAAGCAGAGGCGGCCGGCAUCUCGCUCUCACGCCCGCAGGCCCAGGCUGCCAGCGCCCCUCUGGGCUUCUCACACUCGAGGCUCGAGGAAGACCCAGGGGCUGCCCUGGGGGAGGAUCAGGGGGACAGCAGCCCCCGGAGAGGAGAGGGCAUGGAGCCCCCAAAGUUGGGAGCGCCUGAUAGGGAGGGGACCCUGCAAAGCACCUCAAAGCCCAGCCAGGGUGCACCCGGCAUUAAGAGGCAAAGAAUCCGGUUCUCCACCAUCCAGUGCCAAAAAUACACCCACCCCGAGGGGUCCGAGAAGAUCUGGACCAGCAGCACGUCGUCCGACACCAGUCAGGACCGGUCACCCUCGGAGGAAAGCAUGUCAUCAGAGGCCACCCCCGGCUCACUCCCUGCGACCAGCGACGCAGACACCUACCUGUCCAUAAUCCACUCCUUGGAGACCAAGCUCUACGUCACGGAGGAGAAGCUCAAGGAUGUGACGGUGAGGCUGGAGAGCCAGCAGGGCCAGAGCCAGGAGGCCCUGCUCGCGCUGCACCAGCAGUGGGCCGGCACCGAGGCAGGGCUCCGCGAGCAGCUCCGCGCCAGCCUGCUUCAGGUCGGGGCGCUGGCCUCCCAGCUGGAGCAGGAGAGACAGGCCAGGGCCAGAGUGGUCGAAGACCACGUCGGGGAGCUUGGUGGCUUCCAGGUGAAAAACAGCCAGGCACUGGCUUGUCUGGAAAGCUGCCGGGAACGGCUGCGGUCUCUGCCGGGAGCCGUCCCGGAGGUGGAGGCCGGGGCAGCGGGGGCGGGGCCCGGGCCCCUGGCCAGCGUCGAGAGCUUGCUCGUCAGCGCCAUCCAGGCCCUUGGGCACACACAGCGGGAGGAGGAGGGGCCCGCAGCCGCACCGCAGCCGCCCCGCCUGCCGGAGCUGAGCGAGCAGGAGCAGCUCAAGCUGCUUUCUGACCAGAUGGCUCUGGAAGCCGCACUCAUCGGCCAAAUAGCGGAGUCCGUGAAGCGCACGACCUCGGAUGUCGCGCACGUCCUCUCUGAGGUUUCUCAGUCGAGGAAGGUGCUGCUGGACUCUGAAAGUGGCGCAGGGUGGCCCAGGGCCCCGGCAGACGCCUGGGCCAAGAAGGUGCUGGUGGACGGAGAGUUCUGGAGCCAGGUGGAGUCCCUGCGCAAACACCUGGAGACGCCGGGUGGGGAGGCAGCCUGCACCUCCGGUGGCGGGCAGCAGAGCGCCCCGCCGGGCCUGGGACCCACCCUGGCCGAUGCCACGUGGGUCAGGGCAGAGCUCAGCUUCGCCGUGCACUCGGUGAGGGAGGCCCUCCAACGCAGGUUGCAGAGCGUCCAGGAGACAUUGCAGGGGACCCAGGCAGCCCUGCAGCAGCACAAGCGUCUGCUGGGGGACAUCUUGGGAGCCUACCAAACCCCCGACUUCGAGAGAGUGAUGCAGCAGGUCUCGGAAGCCCUCGAGCUUCCAGCAGGCGCUGGAGACGAGGUACAGGCAUCCUGGGACUUGAGCCCAGCAGAAGUACUGAGCUGUCAGGACGCGGGGGGCUCCCAGGAGCUCUUCCCCUUGUCCAGCCAGAGCCCGGGGGCCCUCGUUGCUGUUCAGGAGGAGCUCGCCCUGCAGCUUAAAGACAAGGCCAGCCUCCUAGGGGAGAUCUCUGCUGCCUUAACCUCGCUCCCUUCCCCGGAGCCACUGAGGGACUGUCAGCAGCUCCUCCAGGCAUCCCGGAACCUCUCCCACGACGCCUGCUUGGGAGGCCUCAGUCAGUAUUCAUCCUUAUUAGUUCAAGAUGCGAUUGUUCAGGCUCAGGUGUGCUAUGCAGCCUGCAGGAUCCGGCUGGAGUAUGAAAAGGAGCUCCGGGGCUGCAGGGAGUCCUGGCCGGGUGGGGGGGCCUCCUGCCAGGAGCAAGAGCUGGCUGUCGGGGCCCUGAGGGAGGAGUAUGAGGAGCUUCUCCGGAAGCAGAAGAGCGAGUACCUGGAUGCGAUUGCCAUCAUAGAAAGGGAGAACGCAGAGCUCAAGUCCAAGGUCACCCAGCUGGACCAUCAGCAGAAGUGCCUGGAGGAAGUGGAGGGCAAGCACCUGUCUGCCCUGCAGAGGGGGCACGAGGGGGAGAUGCAGUGUGUGCUGGAGGAGGCCGAGCACAGCAGUGUCCUGAGCCAGCUGCACGCCUCCGUCAGAGACAGGCAGGACCUUGAGAGGCACCACGUGGAGCAGAUGCAGACGCUGGAGGACAGGUUCCAGCUCAAGAUCAAAGAGCUGCAGACAAUCCACCAGGAGGAGCUGAGGGCCCUUCAGGAGCACUACUCACAGACCCUGCAGUGCCUGCAAGAGACCCUCCACCACUACCAGGGACAGCCCCCUGCAGCCCCGCCGGCUCCCGGCCCCCUGAGCAGCCCCCACCAGGCCCCCUCCUGCAGCCGGCCCGCCGAGGGGGAGGCCGACUCCGUGAUGGGACUGAGAGCACGCAUCCAGGAGCUGGAGGCCCAGGUGGACGUCCUGCGGGAGGAGCUGGAGCACAGGGGUCUGGCGGGCAGCGCAGCCUUGCUGCAGGAGGAGCACCAGAGGGACUUUGAGAGCCUCAAGGCCACGUGUGAGCGAGGGUUUGCAGCCAUGGAAGAAACACACCAGAAGAAGAUUGAAGACCUUCAGAGGCAGCACCAGCGGGAACUGGAGAAACUGCGGGAAGAGAAGGACCGCCUCCUGGCCGAGGAGACCGCGGCCACCAUCUCAGCCAUUGAAGCCAUGAAGAAUGCCCACCGAGAGGAGCUGGAGCGGGAGCUGGAGAAGAGCCAGCGGUCCCGGGUCAGCAGCGUCAGCUCGGACGUCGAGGCCCUGCGGCGGCAGUACCUGGAGGAGCUGCAGUCGGUGCAGCGCGAGCUAGAGGUCCUCUCCGAGCAGUACUCCCAGAAGUGCCUGGAGAAUGCCCACCUGGCCCAGGCGCUGGAGGCCGAACGGCAGGCCUUGCGGCAGUGCCAGCGCGAGAACCAGGAGCUCAACGCUCACAAUCAGGAGCUGAACAACCGUCUGGCUGCAGAGAUCUCACGGUUACGGACGCUGCUGACUGGGGACGCCGGUAGCGAGGCCGCUGGCUCGCCUCUCACGCAGGGCAAGGACGCCUACGAGUUAGAGGUAUUACUGCGGGUCAAGGAGUCAGAAAUACAGUACCUGAAACAGGAGAUCAGCUCCCUCAAGGAUGAGCUGCAGACGGCGUUGCGGGACAAGAAGUACGCCAGCGACAAGUAUAAAGACAUCUACACGGAGCUGAGCAUUGUGAGGGCGAAGGCCGACUGUGACAUCAGCAGGCUGAAGGAGCAGCUGAAAGCAGCCACAGAAGCGCUAGGGGACCGGUCCCCGGAGAGCACCCCCGUGUCGGGAUACGAUAUAAUGAAAUCUAAAAGCAACCCUGAUUUCUUGAAGAAAGACAGAUCCUGUGUCAGCCGGCAACUCAGAAGCAUCAGGUCCAAGUCCGUUAUUGAGCAGGUCUCAUGGGAUAACUGAAACGCCCGCUGCCAGGUCCCCUGUCGUGUAGAGUCUGAAAGAAGGCCUGACGGUGCAAGAUCGUCUGAAGCUCUUUGAGUCCAGGGACUUGGAGCAAGACUAGCCAUUCCACUCGACCUGACCCACCCUGGCCGGCGGCAGCACCCGGCCGCUGCCCGCCUGCACCGUCUCGCUCACUGUCGUCCUCGUGGUGGUCGUUGUCCUCGUGAACCAUGGGUCCGGGUGCAGAGAGAGACUGGCUGGGCUGUCCGCCGCUACCCGCGCUCCGUCAGCGCCCUCCCCGCCGCCGCCCUCACUGUCAGUAUUAAGGCCCAGCAGCCUGUCGAUAAGCUAGCUCUGUCUCGCCGGGUGCACGUGGGGCCGGGCCCGGCAGGUCACGUGGGGCAAGGACAAGCCGCCGGGUCCGGCACUGAGAGCUCACUAGGCCGCAGGGGCAGGAGGGAGCUGGCCGAGAGCCAUGGCUCAUGGCCUGGACUUACCACCUUUGGGCUCGGGAGGACAGCAUUUUGUAUUUGUUCCACUAACGCAGCUUAGAACCACACCCCAGAUAAUCGUGGUAAACCCGUCACAACCUGAAAAAUGUUGAAAGCAGCCAUUCCUACUUUUGUUCGUUUUUUAUUAAAUCUUGCACAAAACCCAGCCCCUCGCGUGCCUUCCUACACUGGCUUCGGUCUCGGUCACCUGUGACCCGGUCUCGGCGCAGCUGGAGACUGUGGACCUGCAGCCAGGCUUUCGGGCUGUGAUCACAGGUGGCGGUGAGUCCCCCAGAGUCAUCCAAGGGGAAGACUGUCUGUCUCCUCAGUUUUCUGAAAAGAGGUCUCCAUUUGUUUCCGAGAAGGUUGACAGGAAACCCCACGUUAGGUCAAGAAGGUUGGAGGAUGUCGAGAAGCAGACGAAAACUGGCCAGUGACUCGUCCUCCCAGACUCCGUCCACCUGUGCUCUGGAGGCUCUUGCAGCGCUUAGAGCCGGGGCUAGGCCUGUCGGCUUGCUUUCUUAAUGGUCCAAGUAACACCUUUUUAACUGCCCCUAACACCCCAAAGUGCUUCUUGAGAAGCUCUCUUAAACUGGGGUUUCAGUUAUAACCCCACGAAAACUGCUAGUCUGGGGGGGGGGUUGUCUAAACACACGGGCCAAGCGGGGCCUGAUCUACAGCUUUGAAGCCAGGGGGACGCUCGGAGGAAGUCACUCUGGCCUCGCCUGCUGAUCAGCUCCUUGGUUUUUGCUGGGAGCCUUCACUCUGGGUGAAUGAAUGCCUGAGUUAGCACGAGGGUCUUGGUGCGUGGAUGCUUUGAGGGUGAACAUGCAGAAAUCAUUUGCUCAGUUUCUAGAUUAAGUUAAGGAACAGGGUCGUUUGGGGAAAGUCCUGGAGGGCAAGACAGAGGCCCUGCAUGUGUUAAGACCCCUCCUACCGCCUUCCUCUGGGGAAGCCUGCGUCUCCGCUCGCACUGAGCGUUCCAGUCCAUGAGCUUUUAAGGGUCUUAAACCACAGCCGUGGCUCCUCUGCGGCUCUUCCAUGUUUUCAGAAGGAAGAGGCUGUUGGCGCUGCCUCUCGGCUCUCGUCAGACACGCCCGCGCCUGCGCUGGAGACUGGCAUCGUUCCGGUUGAGGGAGGACUGUGGCCUUUGGUGUCUUGCUCAGAACGGGAGUUCCCCUGGGGUCAGCGCAGCCCCCAGGAUGGUCGGGGGCAGAGGGGGGCUCACGCCUUUGGAGCACGCGCCCCGUCACCAGGUUUCUGUUGUGGCUGCCUCUGGGGGCCCUCCCAGAAGGGCAGGGUCUGCGUGCCCCAGGGAGGGCUGUGUUCAUGUGGUCAGCUCUUCCCAGUGGUAAAUGUCUGCUAUGGCCCUUGUGACCUGCUGGCACCUGCAGGUGAGUCAUGCCACACAUGCCCAUGGGAAAACUGAACAGUGUGACGUCAUUUGACAGCUUUGUGAGCACCUGCGUGGUUCACUGUGCACGUGGCCACCGGCGCCGGGCAGGUGUGAAGCCGGCACUUGGGCAGUGCCAGCUGCGGGGUGACGUGCAGAGAGGUGGCAGACGGGACUUGGCUGCUGGAGGUCGAUGCUUGUGCUCAGAGGCAGCAGGAUGAGUGAAACUUUGUGGGUGAAGCGGGGGCUGUGCUGGGGGACCAGGUGGUCUGUCAGGGCCCACAGCUCCCUGUCUCGAGUCCAGCUGUUGCAAUGGAGACUGCGGGCAGACCUGCCUCCAGCCAGUUCAGUGGCAUCUGUCACUCGUGGUGUCGGGACCCAAGCACUGGCUCCCUGACCCCGUAGCUAGGCAUGAGGCCUCACACCGCCAGGCUUGGGAAGAAGGGAAUUGAGGUUUUUAAAGAAGCAGAACUGUGACCCUCAGGGUCUGCCCGAAAGGGGCUCUGAUGAGGCUAGGGGACACAGUGGAUGGUGUAAGGUGUCUUUACAGGGGCCCACUGAACGCAUUUGUGCUGUCAGAGGGAGGUGAGUCCCCUUCUGGCCUGCUGCCUGCAGGGCCCUGUCCAGGCCGGCUUCUAGGCUUGUCCACCUGCCGCACCCUGCGGGGCCCCCCAGCUCUGGCCAGUGGAACCCUGUGGGCAGGCGCCCCCACCUAAGCUCCCGCUGGCCACAUCCGCACAGGGCGGUCCCUCCUCCCCAGCGCCAUGGGGGGGUGGUCUUCACGGCUCACCGCGCCCCAGAUUUCUCCCUGCUGCUCACGCAUGAGGUCUGAGCCCUUAGCUGGGGCUCAGAGCUGUUCUCAGAGUGAAAAGAAUGCCACUCCCUGAACAUGAGUUGGCUCUUUAUUGUCCUGAGGAAGCUUGGGAGUUAACUUUCCUUUGUAGACGCAACUUCAAAAAGCAAAAAACAGGACGCUAGCCCUUUAUCACCUAGAAAGGGGAGAAAAUUUAAGUACUGCCAAAUACAAAGGACAGGGAACUGUGUCGUAUUAUACUUAAAAGGAAUUAAGUACUAAAGUUUGGCAGGCUGAUUGGAAGCCUCAGCCACUCAGGACAUCUUGCGCCAAGGAGCCCUGGACAGCGGAGCUGGGACCUGCUUCAUACGCGGAUUCCAGCUGCUGCCCUCGGGUUUCUCCACCCAUGGAGACUGAUGAGCGCUUCUCUGCCCUACAGGAAGGGACUUGGCAGACUGCUGCCGGAAACUGGCUUAAGGCAUUUAUUUGCGCACCAGUUCCCCACCUGUCCCACCUUUCUUCUCUCUGCACCCUCCCUGAGAGGGGACCACUGGGCAGCUCAGCAAACACUGAGACUCAGAAAACAGGGAAGCCGGCAUCCACCCCACCGACCAGCCAUCCCCGGCAGGUGAAGGCGUGAGCGCAGGCGCCAGACCCUGGCGUCCAGGAAAGGUCUCUUCACUCGCCAGAGGUCAGGUCAAAGGUUAAGUCCUUCCCCUCUCCCAUCGCCCAGUGCAGGGUGCCUGGGAUGCCCACUCGCUCUCAGGAGGCACAGCCAUACCGCUGAGCAGUUUUGUACCUUUUUACACAUGUACACUUUUGGCAAAGCCAUACUUUCCAGAGCUGAAAACUCAAAUGAGACUCAGCUUGAAGUGAGGGCUCACGAAACCCUUUGCUCGGGGUUCGCUGCUGGGAAGACAGGAUGGAGCCUGUGUGGAGUCCCGGCCCCACUCUGUUCCUUGGAGAACAGUUUCUCUGUGCAUGAAACCAGCUGCUGCAGCUCCGGUCUCUUCCCUCCCGCGCCCUCCGACCCCUCAGCACCACAGUCCGCCGCGUGGCACUCAGAGUGGGUGGCCCAAGUGUCCCUUGGAAGUUACUGCAGGGAUUCUGUGACAGUUUGUAUGGUUGUGUUUCUUCUUAAUCUUACAAAAGCCUCUCUUUUUAAGACAGAACAGCUUUGGGUACAACACUGAGCGCCACCCACUGUUACGAGGAAAUGUUCUUAAUGCCUGCUGUAUCUUAUUUUAAAGUUUUGGUCAUUGAACAGGUGGUUUUGUUUUUCCCCGAAAGAACUUAGUGGUGCUUGUGCCUCAUUCCUGGUAGAGCCUUGCAGAGUCUGGAGGAGAGUCAGGAGAAGGUGGGAGUGACACCUGCCCAGACCCUUGGCUCAGUACUUAAGACGCACAGGGAGACAGGGCAUCGGGUCUAAAUCACUCACUGGUGAGCACUUGCCGGUGGGGCUGUUUUGUGUGACGGCACGGAGGUCACAGAACUUGUAAGGCUGUGAUUCUACGAUGUGUCUGUCAGCCUGCUCAGACACUGGAGCCCUGAGCAGCCCGUCCUGUGGGUGACCGGGGAGGGAGGUCCAGCCUCACCGGCCCUGACUUCACACCGAGCAGCCGUCGGACAUGCGUCUCCACGCCGCCCCCCCGAACCCCCACACAGUAGUUGUCACUUACUUGUUUCGUUUUGUAGAAAGCUCUGAACAGUCUACAAAGGGCACUAAAUUCUUUACCGUGUUAUGUUCAUAUCACAAAAGCAAAUAAAAUGGAUUUUAGGAUUUACCUUUAGUAUUAACUUAUCUCCUGACUUACUGUUAGGAUUCAAAACCAGUUAAGUGAUGCGAGUUAACUCCUGUGGUUUUCCUAAGUGAUGUUUGUAAAAUGUGAAGUCUCUAAGUGGCUCCUGCACAGUCACACUCCUUCGUGGAUCUUCUCACAAGUGUACUCCUCUGUCAGGACAAAAGCUGACCACGCCCAGCUGCUGAGGGGCGCAGGGUGGUGCACAGGCAGCUGUCUGUCACCAGCUGGCGCUGCCGCCGCUGCCUGGGGGCGAGGCCACAGCGAGGCCCCAAGAAGAGCCUGGGCAGCGGCUGCUCUGGACAGUUCACGACUUCCGUGGUUUAGUUUGAAGCAUUUUUUUCCAACAAAGCUUCUGAUCGACUGUCUGCUACAAGUGAAGUGUUACUUCGUCAAAUAUUUAUUCCCUGUGUGACGCGCGGGAUUCCCACGGGUGUAGCUCACUGUUUCCGUUUUGUAAAUACUACCUAACUUCGCAUAAGCAGCAUCAUAAUAAACUAUUUUUGCACCACA